CCGCAGCCCCAGACUAAAAGCUGGGGCCGGGCACGGGCACCUCCUGCCCAGGGACACUGCUGCACCCGGAGCCAUGGCCUGUGACCCAGCUCUGGCAUCACCCUUCCUGCACUGACACUGUGGCAGAGCACGAUGGCGAGUGGCUCCUGGGAGGAUCACGCAGGCCAGGGGACCCAGGAGCACAUGGAGCUGCGCCUGCUACUCGUCGGGAAGACCGGUGCAGGGAAAAGCGCAACGGGGAACACCAUCCUGGGGCGGGCGGCCUUCGAGUCACGCCUGGCGCCAAAUUCGGUAACACAGACAUGUGCCCGGGAGAGCCGGCUCUGGCGGGGCCGCAGGGUGGUGGUCACCGACACCCGCAUGUUUGACUCACCGGAGCACAGCGCCCGGUCCUGCUACGAGCUUGCCCGCUGCCUGCUGCUGUCGGCGCCGGGGCCGCACGUGCUGGUGCUGGUGACCCAGCUGGGCCGCUUCACGCAGGAGGAGGAGGCCGCCCGGCAAGUGUGGCGGGUGCUGGGGCACAAGGCUGCGAGGCACACCAUCGUCCUCUUCACCCGCAAAGAGGACCUGAGGGGUGGCUCCCUGCAGCACUACGUGGCCAGAAGCACCACCCUGCAGGCGCUGCUGCAGGCCUGCGGGGGACGGUGCUGCGCCUUCAGCAACCGGGCGGGCGCCGAGCGCGAAGCCCAGGUCGAGGAGCUGAUGGUGCUGGUGCAGCGGGUGCUGGAGGAGAACCAGAACACCCAUUACACGAGCGAGCUCUACUCCCAGGCCACGCGGCUCCUCAGCCGCAGCGACGUGGAUUUCGAAGAGAAGUGCAAGCACCUCGCGAAGCAAGUGGAGCAGCAGCUGAAGGCCAACAAGGAGACGGCGUCCCGGCGUUGCUCAGACGGCUUCCCCUCGGAGUGGGCUCAAAUUUGGCAGACACUCAGAUGAAAGGACGCAGGCUGAACAUCCUGCUCGUGGGCAAAACUGGAAGUGGGAAGAGUGCGACAGGGAACUCCAUCCUUGGGAAGAAAGCAUUUGAAUCUCUGGUGUCACCAGAUUCAGUGACCAAGAACUACAGUGCAGACACU
Messenger RNA from Anas platyrhynchos (mallard), 1076 nucleotides. The record is from RefSeq and is a predicted model, not a curated record. Lineage: Eukaryota; Metazoa; Chordata; Aves; Anseriformes; Anatidae.